Molecule: messenger RNA, 2587 nt
Organism: Nanorana parkeri
Lineage: Eukaryota; Metazoa; Chordata; Amphibia; Anura; Dicroglossidae
Gene: SEMA4A
Product: semaphorin 4A
Exons: 14
Coding region: 323-2521 (732 amino acids)
Biological process (GO): semaphorin-plexin signaling pathway; negative regulation of axon extension involved in axon guidance; axon guidance
Molecular function (GO): chemorepellent activity; semaphorin receptor binding
Source: RefSeq, a predicted model, not a curated record
CCCCCCUCCUCUUCCCAAUCCAGGCAAAAGCUUUUCAUGAGAACAUCUGGAGCCGCUCCGCCCUCCCUCCAUCCUCAGGACUCUCGCCCGCCCCGGGGAUUAAAUGGUGUGAGGUCGCCAUGGCAACCCCAGGAUGUGAGAACCGCCGCUCAGCGUAGACACCGCACCGACUGACAAUAGUCCGUUCAGGCGCACACCCACCUCUGCCGCACACCAGGGUGGGCUGCCGGAAACCCCCGCGUACGACAGGGAAGACCGACGCCUCGCCCAGUCGCAGUGUUGGGAGAGAGCCGGGUUCGGUGAGCUGUGAUCGCCGCCUCUCAUGAUGUCACCAUGGCCGUUGUUCCCUCACUGGCUGGCACUGCUAUUGGUCAGCGUUGUGCCCCCCUCAGCCGGCGAGGUGCUGCCCAGGAUUGUAUUCCAGCACGGUGAUCCGGCCCGGUCGGUGAGCUCCUUCAGUCGGUUUGGUGUGCAGAACUACGAUCAGCUCCUGCUGGCUGACAACAAGGAGACGCUCUAUGUGGGCGCCCGAGAGAACAUCUUGGAGCUGAGCACUCGGGACCCCGGGAAUCUCCGGCUCCUCCGAGAGCACCUCUACGUCUGCGGGACCAACGCCUUCAGCCCCAGCUGCACCUACGUGAAUUUGGACACCUUCACUUUGCCAACCAACAGCAACAACGAGACUCUGGCCCUCGAUGGCAAGGGGCAGUCGCCCUUCGACCCUCAACAUAAACAUACGGAGAUCGUAGUGGGUGAGUAUAGGCGAUGGAAUAAUGUGCGAGGGAACGAUCCCAUCAUCUACAGGACGCUCGGCAACCGAACUCCGCUGAAGACGGACGCCUCCCUGGGAUGGCUGCACUCUGACACCGCCUUCGCGGGAUCUUUUUACAUCCCUGCCCCUGACUCUGGCGGGAAGGUCUACUUCUUCUUCGCUGAAACAGGCAAAGAGUUUGACUUCUUUGACAAGCUUAUGGUUCCCCGCGUGGCCCGAGUCUGCAAGGACGAUGUCGGAGGAGAUAAAAUCUUACAGAAGAAAUGGACCACCUUCCUGAAAGCACAGCUCGUCUGUUCCCACGCCAACAACUUUCCCUUCAAUGUCCUGCAUCACGUAGCGAUCCUCAACUCGCAGGACCCCGAGCACAGCGUGUUCUACGGCGUCUUCAGCUCGCAGUGGCAGUCAAGCGGCUCCAGCAGUUCCGCCAUUUGCUCCUUCAAGCUCGCGGACAUCGAGGCGGCUUUCAAUGGCAACUACAAGGAGCAAAACAAAGAGAGCUCAAAGUGGACCAGAUACAAUGGACACGUGUCCAAUCCGCGGCCGGGCAGUUGCUCAUCGGGGAAGUUCUCAGACACAGUGCUCAAUUUCAUGAAAGACCACUACCUGAUGGACGACAAGGUUUACCCAGUCGGCAAAAAUCCACUCCUGAUCCAACGGAGCGCCAACUACACCCACAUCGCCAUAGAUUCUGUGCCAGCACUAUCGGGAGGCAAUUACACCGUGAUGUACCUGGGCACAGACAAGGGUGCGUUGCACAAGGUGGUCCUUGUCAAGGAUGGCACAGAGUCGCAUAUUAUUGAAGAGCUGAGGCUGCUGAAAGAGCCGGAGCCCAUUAAAACUCUUCUGCUGGAACCAAGCAAGAAGAUCCUGUACGUGGGCACGACGGACGGCAUCCUCCAGGUGCCCGUGGCCAAUUGUAGCGUAUACAGAACCUGCUUCGAGUGCGUCCUGGCCCGAGACCCGUACUGCGCCUGGAACAAGAAUGACAAUCAAUGUCAGAGCCUCCCGGCCAAUCCCAGUACUGCAGAAUGGCUACAAGAUAUCGAGAUGGGCAACCCGAACACCACGUGCUUAAGCCCCCCACCAAAAGGCAGAUCGCCGCGACCAGGCCAGGACUUGGACAACCCGCCGCUGCGAGCUGAAAACUUCACGGCUCCUUACAACACCAUCCUGAAUCUGGAGUGUCCACAGAUGUCGUUGCUCGCCACCUACAGCUGGAAGAGCCAUAGCCGCCAAGCCGGGAACCAGAUCGUCACCUCCAAGGACAGCUUGGUUGUCAUUGUGAGCGGCAGCACGCUGGGCUCAUACGAGUGCUGGGCCGACGAGAAUGGAUUCAAGUACAAAGUGGCCCAGUACUGGGUCAAGGACCCCAGCGGUGGGCACGGGGACAACGGUGUAUCCUUCAGCACGGACGAGCCCGACUACUACAAACCCUUUGUGGCGGUGACGGUGCUGUUGGCGCUGACGCUGAGCGGUUGCGUGUUCCUGAUCCUCUACAACAGCCUGGACAAGAUCAAGGCCAACCGGAAGGUCCAGGGCUGCAGCACGCCGGAGACGGAGAAGCUGUCUGCCUCCAAACAGCCGGAGAACACCCCGCUCAACGGCUUCUACCAGAAUGCCAGGAACUUCGCCAAACCCUGCUGCGUGCCGAUUGGCGGGACCGACGGGAAAAUGGACUUGGACAACAACAGCGUCAACCUGAUGCCCAACGGUGGGAUGCCGGCCGAGGCUUCUUCGGACGUCUAAGCGGCGUUGGCCCCCAACUCUCGUCUUGGGACCAUUAUCAUUGACGCCGGCUUUGGGCUACCUCAA